Molecule: messenger RNA, 2373 nt
Organism: Cyphellophora europaea CBS 101466
Lineage: Eukaryota; Fungi; Ascomycota; Eurotiomycetes; Chaetothyriales; Cyphellophoraceae
Exons: 2
Coding region: 1-2373 (790 amino acids)
Biological process (GO): DNA-templated transcription
Molecular function (GO): zinc ion binding; DNA binding
Source: RefSeq, a predicted model, not a curated record
AUGGUAACCAGACAGCGUGUACUGAUGUCGACCAGCAGUGAUGCUGGCCUUGAUGAGAUGUCAGCUCGAGUCAAGUAUCUUGAGGGGAUUCUGAAGCACAAAUCGUUUAACGUACCCUUGGACAUUGAUAGCCUGAGGCGGAAAUACAAUGAACUCAGAAGCCCAAGACGAUCUGUCAGCAAUGCUCGGUCAGAGACUGCUGAGGAUGAAGACGAUCUCAACAUUGAAGACGAGUCCAUCGAGAUCCGGCCGGUCGACCACAACGUCACCCAUUAUUCGGGCGAAUUCUCGUACUGGAAUUUCUCAAUGAAAAUCAAGAAGCAUGUCGAGGAGUGGAUCAACAACCCGCAAGAUCGUAAAGGAUCCAAGGACCUGCCCGAAUACUGGAGACCACAGGAGCUGAGUACAGGCUCAAGCAAUAUCGGCACAGCGCUCCAAUCUUUACCGCCGGUCGACAUCGCCAAUUUUCUAAUCAAGGUCUUCUUCAAGUAUGCUCAACGCAAUUACUUCUACGUUUACAAACGCUGGCUUCUCAAACAAGUCCACCUUGCAUACCACGAGGCGUGGAGACUGAAAGAUCCUGGUUCCGUUGCCAUUAUUUUCGCCGUCCUGGCAGUCGGAACGCAAUACGCCCACAUGGAUGCUGGGCAUGCCGAUAAGGAUGCCAUUCCUUCAGAAGACGAAGUCGGGGCCAUGUUCUAUCAAACAGCUACAAGGCUACUUCCAGAAAUCAUUCAGACAUCAUCGUUGGAGAGCGUCCAGGCUGUCACCUUACUUGGUCUGUACGCCCUACCUCUCGAUGCCUCUGGUCUAUCGUACGUCUACUAUAGUCUGGCCAUACGAUUGGCGAUUCAGAACGGGAUGCAUCGAAAGUACCAAGGAACGGAGUUGAGCGCUGUUGCUGUCGAGACAAGAAACCGGGUGUGGUGGACAGCAUGUUCAGUUGAAAAGAAGAUUGGCAUCUUCCAUGGCCGGCCUAUGUCCGUCCUGCGCUCAGAUGUUGAUGCGGAUUAUCCGAAGGAUAUCCAGCAGAUGCCCGACGACGACGGACCUCUAAGCAUUGAGCGCAUGGUCAUUUCCAUCAAGCUGAUCAACUACCUCGAAGACUUUAUGCUUGAGAUACAGCAGCUGCGGAAACGCGACCGAAAAGAGUUGACUGGCAUUAUCCUACGACUCACCGAGAUGAAGGCCGAGCUCACAAACUGGUGGGAUUCGAUACCCGAAACAGCUUUCAAUGUUGAUCCGUCGACCGACGGACAGGCAUAUCGUUCUUGUAUUCACCUGCAGCUGCUCUAUUGCCUGACUCGGAUGUUCAUUGGACGGCCCUUCUUGUUCACCGGCGGUCGGCUGUCAGAAGAAAGUCCCCGGAGCCCCCCGGAUACAAGAAAGUCGCAGUCACAAUCAGACCAUACAUCUAAACAGCGCGAAGGCUCUACUACAUCCACAACCGACGGGAAGAAGCGACCAUCAAGACGUCUUGCAUUGGUUGAAAACACAGUCAACGCGGCGGUAGAGGCUUUGGAGCUCUGUCGAGGCCUAUACGACGGUAAUGAAGGUCUCGCUAGAGCGUCCUACAUCGAAUACAGCUCCUGUCGUGCAUCCAUGCUUGCACUGAUCGCGUACUCGAUCCAGGAGCAGACGGAUCAGUACCGGGUGAUUAUGCAGAAGGGUCUUGAAAUGAGUCGCGAAAUGUCUGCAGCUGGCGAGUCCGCCAGAGCAGAGUCGACCCUUAUUGAAGCGCUGGAGCGAGCGGUCGCACGCCUUCAGAUGUUCGGGCCUGGCUGGCAGCGUCGUGAGGUCCGACGUGAGAGUGCCGCACAUAUUCAGCAAACACCUCAGGUCUCCAACUACGAUCGAUUCAGAAACUGGCAGCAAACACGCAAAAAGGGCAGUGGCCCACAAUCGGGGAAUCAAACUCCCAGUAUGCCGCCUCCCACCUCUGCAUGGGAUCAGCAACAGCCGCAGCUUCACAACAAUCCGAACGCGGUGCCCAUGGAGAGUAUGUAUGACCAGUCAAGCCCGUUCACCGGAAGCGACGCCACGGGGUACAUGAUACCCAACGCGCCCAGCAUUAGCGACGGCGAUUCCACUGGCUUCGGCCUGAACUCCGCGGCAGAGGCAGCCUUCUUUCAGACACUCAACGGAAUGGGAGAUGUUACGCCGUCAGCAUCGGGAGUGAACGGCUGGUUGACUCAGGCGAGGCCUGAGAGGCAGGUCCUCGACCAUUUUCUGGCCAUGCCGGAAGGCGACGUUGAUACUGUUGGAAUGGGAUACGCAGGCGCAGGCCAGCAAGGGUUUGGCGGUGGCACGUCGUGGUAUGAUUUACCGGGAGCGGGACAUGGGAGCCAUUUACCGGGAUUCGGCGGGUGGUAA